This is a messenger RNA of Pezoporus occidentalis (night parrot), 6065 nucleotides long. It is a transcript of the gene EIF1B, whose product is annotated as eukaryotic translation initiation factor 1B. The record is from RefSeq and is a predicted model, not a curated record. The coding region runs from base 290 to 631 and encodes 113 amino acids. The transcript has 4 exons. Lineage: Eukaryota; Metazoa; Chordata; Aves; Psittaciformes; Psittacidae. Gene Ontology annotation, cellular component: eukaryotic 43S preinitiation complex. Gene Ontology annotation, biological process: translational initiation. Gene Ontology annotation, molecular function: RNA binding; ribosomal small subunit binding; translation initiation factor activity.
GCCGCCAUUUUGUGAGGGGGACCGGCGGCCGCUGCCCGUUAACGGCGCUGCGGGGCGGGUGCCGGGCCGUGGGCUCCGGCCGCUCUUCCUUCCUCUUCGCGCUUGCUUCUCCUUUCUCGCCCUUCUCCGCCUUUCCCUCCCCUUUCCUUCCCUCUCAGGCUCGCCGCCCUCCCUCCGCUUUUGUUAUCCCUCCUCCGAUCCCCGCCCCGCCGGCACUGCGGAGCCGUGACCCGUGAGCACCCAGCCGCGGCCUUUUCCCCGCUGCUCCAGCCUCUCGCCGCAGAGUCGCAUGUCAUCUAUCCAGAACCUCCAGUCCUUCGACCCCUUUGCUGAUGCAACAAAGGGUGACGACUUACUCCCGGCGGGGACUGAGGAUUACAUUCAUAUAAGGAUCCAGCAACGGAACGGAAGAAAGACACUGACAACUGUUCAGGGGAUUGCAGAUGAUUAUGACAAGAAGAAACUUGUGAAAGCUUUCAAAAAGAAAUUUGCUUGUAAUGGUACUGUGAUUGAACAUCCCGAAUACGGUGAAGUUAUCCAGCUUCAAGGUGACCAGAGGAAGAACAUUUGCCAAUUCCUCUUGGAGAUUGGCAUUGUCAAGGAAGAACAACUGAAAGUUCAUGGUUUCUAAAAUACCUGUACUCUCAUGAAGAACCCUGCUUGUUUGGCUUUUCUCUGAAAAUGAAUCUUUGCAGUGAAUGGACUUCCCUGUUACCUGGACGUUUAAAACUUGAUUCAGAUUUGCAUGACUGUGUGAAACAUGUGGUGUGUAGCCCAGAAACGCAUAAGAAAACUUCAGUAAGGUGGUUAUGAAGACACAUGAGAACUUUAACACAUUUCCAAUGGAAAUGUUUUAGUGAUGAUUGUUCAGUUUAGUACUCUCCACCUGACUUAAAAUGUGUGGGUUGUAUUAAAAUAGUGUGUCUUGAUGCAUAAAAAUAAAAGUUUAUUCAUAUAUUUUCUGGGAUAUCUGAAAUGCUUUAGCUUAAGUUUUAAGCUAGCACAGCAGCCUUACUAAAGAAUGGCUGAACUGUUUUGCAGCAAGCAUUAUGUCUCAGGGCUGAUUGAAUAAAUGGGAAAAUCUACCUGAUGAAGUAUUAGUUAAUUAAUCAGUAGAUUAGCUUGAUGUGAUCUUACCCUGUAGCUGUAAGACUAGAGCUUUAAAGUCUUUAGUGUAGGUGUAUCUUAGUAGCAGCAUGAUAUGACAUAAAUUGUUUGCUGAGUAAGUAACCGGAUCUUCUCUAAAUUUUACUGCAGUGACUAUGAUGUAUUAGUGUUAGGCAUAGUAAGAUUAAAAUAAGCUGACCUCCUUAAGGCUAUUACUGGGAACAUGCCAAAGGUUUAGGUCUUACAUAGCACUCCCAGAAAAUCCCAUGUACUUCCUUCAAAUGUUUUAUUUCCUGUGUCACUGAGUGAAGGAAAGGCAUUGAGCUGGCUUCUACCAUGACUGUGCAUUUAAUAUUGGCAAGCAGAGUGCUUUGAUUAGCUCAGAAGGAAGGAAGGUAACAGGCUCCACAAUAACCUUUGUUAUUCCUGGUAUCAAGUUUGCUGUGAUUAAUGGUUAAUAUGGAGGGGUUUGUUAUGGGGUUUGGGUGUUACUAUAGAAGGCUGGGUUAGUUUACUUUUCUCACAGGCAAUGCAUUCAGUGUUACCUGAAGUUAGAACAGGUUUGCUCCACCACAAUUUUCAUGUAGUUCCAGUUAGCUGCCAGCAUUUGGUAUUCUGCUUUUAAGACAUGCCUCUUUACAGAACAAAAUGCCUUCAUUUGGUGAAACAUGCAGAUCUUACCUUACUUGUCAGAUAGACUUGGAAAUUUUCUCUGAAACAAUUCAAAACAUGCUGAACUAGGAAACCAUAACUAUAGUGGGAAACGUUAAAAAAACUUCUUGUAAUAUCAUAUUGAUUCUCUGGAAAGGAAGAAAGAGACAUUGCUAAGACCAAUUCAUAACUUAGAAAAAAGAAUUGAUGACUACCUAAGUAAACACCAAGACUAGGCUAAACUGCAUUACUGAGUAUCACCUGUGCAUAUACUUAGUUUCCUGUUCAUGAUUGCCUUUUUAAAUAGAAAUGCUUAAUUUUAACUCAUACGGGCCUUUUGCUUCUGUUGUUACAUUUCUGAAUUCAGGAAUGAACCUUUAUGGCACUAGAAACAAUUUGGGGAGCAUUUUAGAGCAUUCACAUGACAAUUUCUUUCUCUGUCUGGUCUAGACAAUUCCACCUGUAAGAAUCCAGUGUCUCAAUCUCCACAAAAUUCUGCCUGGUGUUACAGAUCUUAACUCUUCCAGAGAAAGGAUGUUUCAGAAGAUGGUACACUGUUAAGGUAUAAUGUGUUCAAGAGGAGGAGGGAAUGCCUACAGGAAAAUGUGGAAUACACACAGAACAAAUAUCCCAGGCAUAAGUGUUACGCAAGUCUUGCACAUUAGCAGAAUAAAGUCAUUGCAAGUUUACCUAGUCCUGAUUCAUAAAUGUUAAAGGAAUUAAGUAUUUGGGGGUACAUAGCACUUGGUGAUUUUCAUUUUAUCAAAUGCCAGAAAAACUGAUAUUCUCAUUUAAGCCCAAGAGGAAAACCAAGCAGUAUCUUCUCCUAGUUUCACUGGUAUUACAUUAGUACUUCUAAGUGGGUUUUGAAUUGGAAAUUAACGAAUGAUUAGCAAGAGUCAUGUGUUACUGAAUCACUCUUCAUUUCAGAUGGCAUUCCACUAACUUUUGCUACCUAAGCUUGAGUCAUUUCUUCAUAGUCAUUCUGCUUGGAAUAAGUUAGAAAAACCUUUUUCUUCCUCCUUAUUUAAGUCCUAUCUGAUAGGAGGAGCCUUGCAGUUGAAAGCUGGCUCAAGUUUUAUGUUCUAGUGUUUUGACCUAUAAGAUACAAAAUUAAAAGGAGAGGGAAUAAGUAACAUGUUAGAAGUUUAAAUAGACGGGAUUUGUAACAAACAAGCUUUUAGAGGGAAAGCAGAAUUUUUUGUCACUGUAUUUUAAACUAGAACAGUGUCUCUAUAAGAUUGUAACUAGCCUUGUGUCAUGGCAGCUGGCAACCCAGAACCACGCAGCCACUCGCUCACUCCCUCCCCUUCCUCCCCCUGUUCCCAGAGGGACGGGUAGGAGAAUUGAAAGAAUGUAACUCCCGUGGGUUGAGAAAAAAACAGUCCAGUAACAAAGGUAUAACACAAACCACUGCUGCUACCGCCAAUAAUGAUAAGGGAAAUAACAAGGGAAGAGAAUACAACUGCUCCUCACCUGCUGGACGAUACCCAGCCUGACCCGAGCAGUGAUUUAGCCCUUCCGGGUAACUGCUCCCAGUUUCUAUACUGGGCAUGAUGUGCUCUGGUAUGGGAUACCUCUUUGGUUAGUUUGGGUCAGGUGUCCUGUCUCUGCUUCCUCCCAGCUUCCCCUCCUCCCUGGCAGAGCAUGAGACUCAGGAAGUUCUUGAUCAGACUAAACAUUACUGAACAACAACUAAAACAUCGGUGUUAUCAGCACUGUUCCCAGGCCGAAAGUCAAAACCACAGCACUGCACCAGCUACGAAGGAGGAAAAAAAUGACUGCUACUGCUGAACCCAGGACACCUUGUUAUAAACCCAAGCCUCUCUGCAUGUUCUAGAGGAAAGGCUUCAAUAAUUUCAUGUUUUAUCUUAUGCUGAAACUUCUUUGUCAAAGCUCAGCCUAUUUGGAAUAUAUAUCCCUUUUUCAAGACAGCUGAAAAACGUGGGAGACAUUGGGAAAUAAAUGCUUCUGUUACUUCCAUGAAAACCUGUUUUCACAGUGAUGGCAGGUUUCAAUCUUUCCAUCUAUUCAAAAAGAGAUUGAAAAAUGGUAAAGGAUGUGGCCCGUAAUUGUGGAGGCAGUAAAAGGGAGCUAACAAUGGAAAACAUUUUUAAUGUUUUUAAACCCACUAGAAGGACUCAUGACUGGGGAAGCUGAGACUGCAAAGAAUGGUGGCUUCUUUUUGUGGGAAUAUUGUGAAGUCUGUGUUCUACAGAUCUCCAAAUCAAGGUUGCCUUCUCUAGGCUUAACCACAAGCUGCAGCGAGCUGUAGGAACUGCUGUUAUAAAUUCACAGCCUUGCUGUGCCUAGCUGUAUUAGGCUGUUGUAGCUGCCUUUUCUAGAGUAAGGGAUUGCAUAAAUUCAUGGAAUUGUCUGUUCAGAGCCUACAUCUACUAAAUGCAGCUAUGAACAGUGAAACCGUUGCUUCUCAAAUGGUGGUAACAGUCCUUAUUUGUAGAAGAUUGAGUAAUUUGGAUCUGUGAGCUGCCUAUUUCCUCUUGUGUGAAUUGUCAGGCCCUUGAUCUCUACCUGUGGUCUGCUAAAUGUGGUCAUGUGUUUGAGAUGAGCAUGAAGAGCGCAACUGUGGGCAGAUGAGCAGUAAUUUUCUCAAGUGAAAGAAUCUCUGAAAAGAGUAGUGCCUGGAUUGUGUGUGUGUACUACCCAUUGGUUCAGUGGCUUUGCUAAACCUACUUCCUGCACGACAGUCUCGCAGAGCCUAAAUGAAAAGUGUUCUAUUCUGGAGAACUUUGGGGAGGGAGGAGGGAACCUCAUAAACAAAACAGCUUAGGAAAUGAGUUUGUAUCUUAAUUCUGUUUUCAUUAACUUAGAUUCUGAGCUGCAAGACCUCCAUAACAUUGUUAUUUCUGUGUCUUUAAAAAUCCUAAUUACAUUUCCUUGAGAGUUUGGCAUUUAUGGUUCUAAAUAUAUGUAAAGCCAUUAUAAAAAUUGUGAAGCAUUGCUGAAGCUUAAAUAUUUGAACAAAGCAAUAAUUAAAGCAGAGCUCUGUGUUUUGCCCUGUACUUCUUGUGAUGGGGAUGUGGUUGCCCUGAAGAUGUACCGGUAUUUACAGACCUGCCAGUAAGUGGAUAUCCUUGCUGUAGUGUGAUACCCUGCUUGUAGUUUUUGUGAGAUCUUAUCUAAUGUGCUGCACUGUUACAGGAUGUACUACUCUAAUUUUACAGUAUAGGACAGAGGUACUUUGAGUUCAGUCAGCAAUUGUAUUUUUUUCUUAGUCUUCCUGGAAGGCUCUGGUGUACAGGAUCCGUGUGUUACACCCUCGUUUAAAGAGGUUCAGUAGUUCCUCUUACUGUGUGAAAGUAUGUACGAGUAUUUAGCUAGUUAUAGAAUGGGGCCUUUUUAUUGCUUAUUUUGGGACACAGUAGGGGUUACUGUCACUUUUGGUGUGUGCAGUGUUUAUUGUCACAGGGUGUUCUGUAAAUUCGUGUGCCACUGCCAAUAAGGAAGUGGUAUUGGUCUUAGAGGUUCAGAUGUAUUAAGUACUAAGAGUCUGCCUUCCUCCUAAGACUCUCCAUAUGUCCAUACUCAGUUUAGUUAGGAACAUGUCCAUGCACAGCAACAUGAAGGUUAAUUCUCCAGUUGUCAGAUGAAAGUUUUUGAGGUGAAUAAGGCAAAAAUUACAUAGUUGUUUGAUAUUUGCUGUACAGAUGCUUCAUGCCUAUUCUUUCGAGUUUACAUUGAAAAGAAGAAAACCUGAGAAGAGGAUUCAUGCUUGGCAUGCCUUUUUAAUGUUUGGUACAUGUCCGUGAUUGAACUGUUGAUGAACAAGUCUUAACCUGUAUUGGAGUAUUGUUAGAGAGCUGAGACAACAAAAUCUUUGGAAGUAAAAUGUACCAGUGUUAUUUUAUGUAUGGUUUUCUAAAACAAAUUUAAUGUUACGUUAUUACUGAGGAGGGUUAUUUUUUUGGGUGGAAGAUAGAAGUAGUGUGAUUUAAUAGUGAUGUAUGUCAUCCUCUUGUAACUGGCUUUGAUGUUAUAUUUUCUCUUUUAAAUUUCUACCACAGUGUGUACUAACCAACUUAAAGAAGGAUUGUGACUUGUACUGGGAUGUCAUAGCUCUGAACCAGAAUGAUUUACGUCUAAAAUUUUGCAUAGAAGAGGAUCAUCCAGUUUCUUGAAUAAGCAAAAUGCAGUGGUUUAGGAUGAAGCUAAUAACAUGCUCAAGUUUGGUCUCAGCUAUUUUAGAACAUUUUGCAUCUGUGAAAUGUGACAGCACAUUUCUGAAAUUAAUUUGGGGUCUGAUUAAAAGUCCUUGUGUGGAUAAUAAAUGCUAUUUUCCUUUUUAA